This is a messenger RNA of Penicillium expansum, 480 nucleotides long. Its product is annotated as nuclear transport factor 2 family protein. The transcript has a single exon. Lineage: Eukaryota; Fungi; Ascomycota; Eurotiomycetes; Eurotiales; Aspergillaceae. The record is from RefSeq and is a predicted model, not a curated record. Bases 1 to 480 code for a protein of 159 amino acids.
AUGGAAUCCCUUCCCUCCCUCCCCGCAGUUCUAUUCCCCGCCCUAAGCAGCCGCGACGCCAUCACCGACACACUCUAUCGCUGCGUCCUCGGGCUGGACAAUAACGACUCGACCCUCUUUGACUCAGCCUUCACCUCCACCGCUACAUUCUCCAUUAACGGCAAGGUCUCCUCGGGCCUUCCCGCCAUUCACACCGAUUGCUUCGACGUGAUCAGCAAAUUGGACACAACACACUUUGUCACCAAUAUCCGCAUCAAUAUCGCCGACAGUGGCGUCAAGGCUGCUGCGACUGCCUCGGCGCUUGCGCAGCACUACGGCGGUGGAAAGGGGCUUCAGCCUGACCAGCCGCGUCUGCUAGCUGGGGCGCUAUACUAUGCUGAUUUCGCGAAGGACGAGGAGAGUGGACUGUGGAAGAUUGAAGCCUUUAAGAUGACGACGUCUUGGGCGGAGGGUGAUUGGGGUGUGAUGAGCGCAAAUUAA